Messenger RNA from Talaromyces atroroseus, 435 nucleotides. RefSeq lists its product as hypothetical. Gene Ontology annotation, molecular function: ubiquitin conjugating enzyme activity. NCBI's taxonomy places the organism in Eukaryota, Fungi, Ascomycota, Eurotiomycetes, Eurotiales, Trichocomaceae. The coding region runs from base 1 to 435 and encodes 144 amino acids. Gene Ontology annotation, biological process: proteasome-mediated ubiquitin-dependent protein catabolic process; protein polyubiquitination. Gene Ontology annotation, cellular component: nucleus. The record is from RefSeq and is a predicted model, not a curated record. The transcript is spliced from 2 exons.
AUGCAAGGGCACAUGCCUCCCGGCAUAGAAAUAGUCCAAGCCGAAAACUUUGAAGAGUGGCUCAUGGAAAUCCGCGUUCUUGACUCUAAUCCGCUGUAUCAAGAUCAGGUUUUUCGACUCAAGUUCACCUUUAGUUCAAGGUAUCCUAUAGAACCACCGGAAGUAGUAUUCGUCAAGCUGCCGCCAUCAUCGAGCACCCCGCGUACCGUUCCUAUUCAUCCGCACAUCUACUCAAAUGGCUUCAUCUGCCUUGAUCUGCUAUCGUCCGCUGGGUGGUCACCAGUACAAACCGUCGAAAGUGUAUGCAUGAGCAUACAGAGCAUGUUGACGGCGAACAGUAGAAACGAGCGCCCUCCAGAUGACGAUGAUUUCGUCGCGAGAAACAAGCGGAGGCCCAGAGAUGUCGAUUUCUUCUACCACGAUGAUAACGUCUGA